Molecule: messenger RNA, 5436 nt
Organism: Lytechinus variegatus (green sea urchin)
Lineage: Eukaryota; Metazoa; Echinodermata; Echinoidea; Temnopleuroida; Toxopneustidae
Product: cytosolic carboxypeptidase 1-like
Biological process (GO): protein side chain deglutamylation; proteolysis; C-terminal protein deglutamylation
Molecular function (GO): zinc ion binding; metallocarboxypeptidase activity
Source: RefSeq, a predicted model, not a curated record
ACCGAUAACCGACACAGCCCGAAUACUGUUCGCUGGACUGGCUGAAUUGAAAAGACGAAGGCGCCUUGUAUUUUUUAGGUUAAUCUCCUGAUUUGAAUGGAGAAACGAGAUUUUUUAUUUCGGAAAAUUCACCUAUAUAUGUGAAUUUGCUUACAAACCUUUGGCUGUGAAUCACAUGAAUGAGAUCAGAAUGAAGAAUUCUUGUGACCUCAGGUGAACUCCAUCUUAUUUUGUGUAUGACCUGCCCUGAAGACAACAAUCAUGAGCAAAGCAAAGGUUGAGAAGACGGUUUAUACUGUUCCAGGAUCCAGGAUGGCUACGAUGUUGUACUCCUUGGAUAAGCUGAACAGUACGAGCUCAGAGGAUGUGGAUCAGUUACGAUACAUCACAGCAAAGAUACAGCACUGUCUCAAAGAUCAUGAGAAGGUCAGAAAAGAGGUCAUGUCCAAAACAACCAAUGGCUUGGAGGUACUCUUCUCAACUUUGGAGAGUUCAAAAGACAGUCAGGUGUCUCUGAACGUAACAUACAGUCUUCUAGAACUCCUGCAAUCUAUCAAGAGAGCCCAGAGUAUGGUGGCAAGAGGAGCUACGCAGGUUCUUCUGACUGCUCUUAGUACAGCUUCCAAGCAACAACCCACCUGUGAGGAACUCAUCGUUGGCCUCCAUCAAGUCAUGGCUAAAGUUGGUCCUAAAGAUCGGAAAUUUGGUGUGAAGGCUCGUCUGAGCGGAGCCCUACCCAUCACAUUGGGGAUUGUGAGAGUUAACACAGGCAACCUAGACCUGGUCCAGCCAAUGGUCCAAGUCCUCAAGAUAUACUCCACGAAUUCUGUUAAUUCUUCACAUCUGGGCAAAGCGGGUGCAGUUAGCUCUCUCCUCAAGAUCAUCUCUGUUUGUGGCAAGAGGCAUCAUCCUGCGCUAAGGAGUGCUCUAGAAGCUCUCAGUCUCCUUGUGAAAUCAAAAAGCAACUCAGCUCGUGCAAUCGGUCAGGGAGGUAUGCCGAUCUUGGUACACGCAUUCAGUGAAUGGCAGAAGGCUGAUGUCAGAAACAGACAUAUCAGUAUACGUAAAGGAAUACUUAAUGUCAUCAAGAACAUCACUACGCUCAAAUCAGGGAAAAAGACGUUUUCAGAUUGUGAUGGUAUCAAGGUGCUUUUCAAUGCUGCUCUCUCCAUGGCGAGUAGCUCAAGCAAGGAUAUUGAGACCAUAGUAAAUCUAAUCUGUAUCAUCCUGCGGAAGUGUUUCCCCAAGAAUCGUCUACCAGUGCCUACUAUUAGGAGUAGUGUUCCAUUUAGUCUUCCUAUCGUUCCAGAGGGACAUACACUCUUAGAACCUACCAGUGGUGAUGAUGUCAUCGAUGAGAGCGAUGAUCAAGAUGAUGAUGUCAGUAGUGGUGAUGAGAACAAAGAUGAAGAACCACCCAAGAAUGAAGUUUUAGAAGGCGGAGAAGGAGAUAAGCAGACAUCAUCUGAGAUGCAAAAGAGAACGCCUGAAGAUCUUGCUACCUACCUCAAGUUCUUCCCUGAACUCACUGAUUUUGAAGAGCAUAUGGUGGAGCCUGAAGAAGGAGAAGUUGAAGACACACCUCAGCGUCCUGGGACCACCAUCCAUAUACCCACUGCCAAGUCGGAUCUACCCAGAGGAAACACCAGGACGGGUGCUACGCAAAACCUCAGGGAGAACCGUUUCAGUUUGCCAAACCUCUCUAAGUACAGCAACCUUGUCACAAACUAUCACUCUGGUGACGAUACAAAUGUUGAUAUGACAAAGCAUCAAUCCAGACAGGCCGCUGGCAAGGCCAACUCCAAUGCUUGGUUUUCUCAAGACAAUGAAGACACCGCCACCUUUGCAGGACACUUUAACCUAGGAGGUUCAGCCAUGAAUACGGAGUUAACCCCAGAUUCAGUGCCUUCAUCAUUCAGAACUAGUGCCCCUAGGGUUUCUGCUAAACAAUCACAGUCUUUCCAUAACUUGAGGCGUAGCCACUCGCCGACCAAAGGAACAAAACAUGGCAACGGCUUCAAGUACACCAGUCCCGAGCGCCAUAUUAACGCCCACGGUUUGUGGGGCAUUGGGGACGAGCACCCCACGGAGAGUAUUGACUUUGUGAGGUCUUCUAUGACAAUCUCAAGGAUGACCCUACGCAGCCCAACCGAUGGCCCGAGUUCGAACAGUGAGAUCUUGAUGACGGAGGAGGUCAGUUUGGAUGAAGUUAAACCUGAUAUGUAUGGGGACACGUUGGCAAAGACAAAGCGGGUACUUCCUUUCCGAAGGAUAGCCCAUCCUGAAAUACACGGGCAUUCUAGUGGAGAUUUGUUGGAAGAGUUCUAUGACAAACCAGCAAGUGUACAAAGGUGUCUUGUCUUUGAAGACAUUGAUAGAAUGAUCCACCCACAUAAAGUAAUGGAGAAGACUGUCUUUGAUCUAGAUGAAAUUAUGAAGAAUGGGGCCACACGUUUCACCCCAGGGAACAAUGUAGCACACAACUCUAGAUCUGGUUCAGAUGGAGAGACACCUUGUUUAGCAUUCAAUUCCUUGUUUGAGUGUGGCAAUCUUAGAAGAGCUAUUCAGGUCAGGAAGCAUGAGUAUGAUCUAAUAUUGAGAUCUGAUAUCAACAGUAAUCAUCAUCACCAAUGGUUUUACUUUGAGAUAUCAGGCAUGCAGACGGGUGUACGGUAUCGGUUCAAUGUCAUCAACUGUGAGAAGGUCAAUAGUCAGUUCAACUAUGGCAUGCAGCCAGUGAUGUACUCUGUCCAUGAGGCCAUGGAAGGCACCCCACACUGGGCGAGGGUGGGGUCAGAGGUCGCCUACUACAAGAACAACUACAGCCGUAGCGCCGCAGCCACCGGAGGUCCCAAGGGCAAGACCUACUUCACCUUUGCCUUCACUUUGACCUUCAAGCAUGAGAAGGACAUCUGCUAUCUGGCCUACCAUUAUCCCUACAGCUACACCACCUUACAAGUUCACCUGAGUAAGCUACAAGCUAGUCUAGGAGAGUUUAGUGAUAUCUACUUCAGGAAGCAGAGUCUAUGCCUGAGUCUUGGAGGCAACGAAUGUCCAGUGCUCACCAUCACAGCCAAUCCUACAACUCUAGACAAGGAGGGUGUCAUGCAAUUCAGGUGUCGUAGGUACCUCUUCCUCUCUGCUCGUGUCCAUCCUGGAGAGAGUAACAGUUCUUUCAUCAUGAAGGGUGUUCUAAAGUUCCUGAUGAGUACUCACCCGACAGCUCAAGCUCUGAGGGAGAUCUUUAUCUUCAAGAUAGUACCUAUGCUCAACCCAGAUGGAGUCAUCAAUGGAAGCCACCGUUGUUCUCUGAGCGGAGAGGAUCUGAACAGACGUUGGUUACUACCAAUCAAAGAGCUUCAUCCAACCAUCUACCAUACCAAAGGAUUACUACAGUAUCUUCAUCUUAUUGAGAGGAGUCCUCUGGUGUACUGUGAUUUCCAUGGGCAUUCAAGGAAGAAGAAUGUGUUCAUGUAUGGUAACAGUGCUGCCAUGUCAUACAGUCCUGAUGAUCUCAAUAAGUUUGGUAUCCCAUCUGGGGUAUCUGGUGCUAAGGUGGAAGACACCAGCUACAAGACCCUACCUCGUAUCCUGAGCAGCCUAGCCCCUGCAUUCUCUCACAGUAACUGUAGCUUUGCCGUUGAUAAGGGUAAAGAAUCUGCCGCCCGGGUGGUGGUAUGGAGAGAGAUGGGCGUGGCCAGGAGUUACACCAUGGAAAGUACAUACUGUGGCUUUGAUCAGGGCAAAUAUAAGGGUCUUCAAGUAUCAACAGCCAUGCUUGAGGAGAUGGGUCAGCACUUCUGUGAAGGUCUGUACAAGCUAGCCCGUAGGUUUGAGGCGACGGGGACGGCUCACAGACACCUCUACAACCAUACCUCCAAUGUGACGGACCCAAGCAGCUCGGGGGUGACCAGUACCUACCCUUCUGCUCAGCCUAUGGAUGAUGAUGAUGAGGAGGAGUUGGUAGAUGGAGAUGAAUUCUUAGAUGAGGUGGAGAAAGCCCCGCCGUGCGAGAGGAAGCGAAGUCAUCUGAUGACGGACCUAAAGGAGGAGCUGACACCAAGCGAGAACGAUGAGGACGAGGAGGAGGAUGAAGUGGAGGAGGAAGAAGAGAUAGGAGAUGUCGUGUUCGUCUACGGGCUGGACGAUGAUAGCAUUCCAAAGAUAGAUCGAAACUUGGUUGAGGAGAUGAAGAAGAGGGAGGAGCAGGAAGGUUACGGAUACCCAAAGGAUGACGUCAUGGGCGGCCCGUUAUGAUGGGUGUAGUGGAUCGCCAUGGUAACACGUCAUCAUCAUCAUCUGCCAAAGGUAUAAUACUGUUCCACCAUUGGGAUAAAGGAAGAGAAUCAAUGUCUCAAGCAAAGGGAUGAUAAUUAAGAUCAAUUAUCUGUAGAAGGGCUUUGAAGUCAUGUUAGACGAUCACGAGGGUGAUACAGUAGGGAUGCCAACUGUCCCUUCUUGGUAGGAUUUGCAUACCAUUUUUGCCAAAAAAAUAUGUCACAAAUACUACAGUUACAUUGAAUAUUCAGUUUUGAUUCUUCUAUUUAAAAUUCUAUCGACAUAUCACUGUUGAAUGCAAUAAACAUUACACUGUGGAUGCAAAUAUACCCCCCCCCCGUACCCUGUUCAUGUUCCUUGAAUACAGAAAUUCUCUGUACCAGUCUUGUUAGCUUUCCAUUUCCACGUUUUAUUUCUGUUCAAUUCUGACUUACUCAAGGGUGGUGCCACAGGGUGGGGGGUAUUAACUACUCCCUUGGAAUGUCAAGUGAUAUAAAUAUAAAUGAAUAAGAAAGGAGGGGGAUACAAAGAAUAAAGAAACUUCUUGGUUGUAGAACAGCAUGAUUGAUACCCCUAUUCCUUUUACUUUUAGUCCCGCUUGCCACUGCCCCUGUUUUGUCAUGUACUCCUCUCCGCAGUAAACAUGUUUUAUUGCUUAAUGAGAAAAAUAGCCGUAGAUAGAACACCUACAACUUUUUGAGUAGUCCAUUUAUUAUGACAAAGUAUGGAAGUAUUAGCAAAAGCUCAUUAGAUUUGAUGUAUGGCUUUCUAGCGUGGGUUUCAUUAGAACAGAAAUUAUUGCAAUGAAUCCUGAUAUUUUUCUACAUGGCUUCAACAAGAAAUUGAAUUUUCAUGAAACAUAUCAUAUUUGUUGUUUAUAUGGUUUCGUUAGUGACCUAUCAGUAAAAGCAGCAACAUUUCCUGUUAUUCAUUGUUGUAGUUGCUAAAUUACUGUAAAUGUGGAUAUAUACAUACUGUAUUUGGAGAAUUUAAUUCCAAACGACUCGAACACCACUUUGAGUGAAAAUAAAUCCAUUGAUAUUAUCGAUGCAUUUUUACUCGACUACCUAUCUUUUUAGACAAAGCUAUCUACCUAUAAUUGUGAUAAAAGAUGUACCUUUUUUUAUUUUUUUUUCAUUAAAGUGACUGGUUAACAUU